AUGAAUACAAUGGAUAAAAAUAAUGAUUGCUAUUUUUAUUUCUAUUCUACCUGUACAAAGGAAAAAAAUUGUCCAUUCCGACAUUGUGAUCUUGCACUUGGUUCAGAAGUUGUAUGUGAAUUAUGGCGUGUUGGCCGUUGUAAUGAUCGUAAUUGUCCUUUUCGUCAUAUGGAACCAAAUAUAAAACGUUCAACAACACAAUGUUGGUUUGAAACACAACCAAAUGGUUGCCGUAAACCACAUUGUGUAUUUAUGCAUACAAAACCACGGCCAUCAAUAACCGAUCUGCAGAGUAAUAUAGCUGAAUGGAUAUUACCAACUGGCCAUAAUAUUAAUCAACAACAAUUGACCACCAAUACUAAACAAAAUUCUCAACAAAUAAAACCGAACAUCGUCAAUAAUAAUGAUGGUAAUCAUCAAGAUUUAUCGAAUAAUUCGAAUGUCCAAAACAACAACAGUAAAGAAUCACAUAUCACCAUAACUAAACCACAAUUACAAUCAACUGAACAAUUAAGCAUUUCAAUUGAUAAAGAUGAAGAAUCGGAUGAUAAUAAUGAAAUCGAUACUGUACCAGAUGAUGAUGGCCAUAAACAACCAGAACAACCAGCCAUCAAAACAUUGGAACAGAUAAAAAUGGAAAAAAUUCUUCAUUCAUCACCAAAUGAACAUUUAAUGGAUGCAACCAAUAAUCAUAGUUUGACGAAAUCUUCAGUUAUUAAUAAGAUUGAUAUGAAAUUUGAUAAUCUCACCGCCAAACAUUCUCCAUCAUCAUCAAUAGCUGCACCAUUAAGAGCUGAAAUAAAACGAUCUAUGCCGAUAAAACAACAAGAAAAUAUUCAACCACCAUCACAAUCGAAACCUUUACAUGAAGAACGACCAGUAAAUGUUGUUGUAAAAACAUUGGAACAAAUUCGUAAAGAACGUGAAGAAUCUGAACAGAUAGCAGCGACAGCCGUUUCAAAAGAAAAUCAAAUACCGAAUUCUUAUAAACGAACAUUGAUGGAUAAUAAUAAUGAUACUGAUGAUCAAUCAUCAUCAUCAUUGAUUCCAUCGAAACCGAUAAAAAUACGAAGAAAUCGUUUGACAACAUCUACGUUGAUAAUGAUGACGAAUAAUCAAAAUUCAAAUUCAAGUAUCGAAGAUAAUAAUGAAUUAGAAUCACAACAAAAUUAUAGUCGACAACAACAACAACAACAGAUAAAUUCAUCAACAACGACGGAAAAAUCAUCAUUAAAUCAAGACGAUAUAAUAACACAUGGACAACAAUCGACAAAAUUAUCAAACAAUGACUACAACGAUGAUGAUCUCGAUCUAGAAUUUCUACAUGGCGGUGAUCAUGUAGAACCAGCGGUGGCAAUAAAUUCCUUCUCAGCAGAAUUUACAAACAUUGAUGAUGAUGAUGAAUUAAUGCGUGAAAUUAAUCAGGUUAUCAAUAGCUAAAAAAAAAAAUUCCUUUUUCUCUUUUGUAAA
Molecule: messenger RNA, 1470 nt
Organism: Dermatophagoides farinae (American house dust mite)
Lineage: Eukaryota; Metazoa; Arthropoda; Arachnida; Sarcoptiformes; Pyroglyphidae
Molecular function (GO): metal ion binding
Source: RefSeq, a predicted model, not a curated record